GGAGAAAAAAGUGAAGUGCACGGGAUAUUCUGUGUGCUCAAAAUGCCAGAAUGACGGUCAGGUCUGUCUAUUUAAAAAACCUACUCCAAGGGGCCCACCAAGAAAAAAUAAAAUUAACGAUGUCGAUAAAGACAAUUAUGAUUGGAGCUUUUCGGUUAACAAUAAUAUUUGUAUCAUUAAUCACAAUAAUGAAGAAGCAGAGAGAUAUUUCGCACCCGAAAAAAUUCAUUAUACUGAUCAUUUUUUUACGGAGGAUUACAAUAUUGUUUUCGAAAAACCACCUUACCGAAAGAAUGAUUCAGAAAACGUUUUUUUUGGAGUUGAAUCAGUGAAUGACGAGGAAAUUCAUAAAUUUCUUUAA
This is a messenger RNA of Acaulospora morrowiae, 361 nucleotides long. The record is from the annotation of a GenBank genome assembly. NCBI's taxonomy places the organism in Eukaryota, Fungi, Glomeromycota, Glomeromycetes, Diversisporales, Acaulosporaceae.